ACUUGGAAAAUUAGGGUUGUCCUUCAACCAACUCUCUCUUCUUCACUCUCCUUCAAGUGUUUGCAAGGAGAACUCUUUCUUUCUUUUACUGUUCAAAAGCUUGUACUUUUGGUUUCUAUUGGUCGAUCACCUAGAAACAUAGUACUUCCCCCAUAACAAUAGAAAUCUUCUUCUUGCAUCAGUAAACUGAAGGGAAGUCAAAGAAGUGCCACCAACAUCUGCUCUACCAACUCAGCCGAGUCCUCUGACUUCCUAAAGCCAUUCUUCUCCUACCUUGUUUCCCUCCGCUGCCCAUCGAUUACCCUACAAAACCAUCGAAGAUUUCUUCUGCUCCACUCUCGCCUAAACGCUUAUAUAAAAUCACGUCCUCUUCUCCUUCUCCCUUCACUGUGUCUCAACAAGCAUUGGCAACACAGGAAGGAAGCCAUGGCGAAGUUAGCCGUCAUCACCCUUGUGGCAGUUGCCUCUGCUUAUGCUGCCAAGUCCUUCUUCCCCGACCUUUCGCCCUUCUUCCUCUCCCUUCCUCUCCUCCUCCUGCUGCCAUUCGCGUUGUUCUCUGGGUCCGGGUCUGACACCCCUCCUGGUCCCGUCUCCUUCCCCAUCUUCGGCAACUGGCUCCAGGUCGGCAACGACCUCAACCACCGGAACCUGGUGGACAUGGCCAAGAAGUACGGAAACGUCUUCCUGCUGCGGCUGGGCGCGCGCAACCUGGUGGUGGUGUCGGACCCGAAGCUAGCCACCGAGGUGCUCCACACUCAGGGGGUCGAGUUCGGCUCCCGGCCGCGCAACGUGGUGUGGGACAUCUUCACCGACAACGGCAAGGACAUGGUGUUCACGGAGUACGGCGACCACUGGCGCAAGAUGCGCCGGAUCAUGACGCUGCCCUUCUUCACCAACAAGGUGGUGCAGCAGUACCGGGAGAUGUGGGAGGAGGAGAUGGACAUGGUGGUGCGCGACCUCCGGGGGGACCGGGUGGCGCAGACGGAGGGGGUCGUCGUCCGCCGCCGCAUGCAGCUGAUGCUCUACAACAUCAUGUAUCGGAUGAUGUUCGACGCCCGGUUCGAGUCGAUGUCCGACCCUCUGUUCCAGCAGGCGACACGGUUCAACUCCGAGAGGAGCCGCCUGGCGCAGAGCUUCGAGUACAACUACGGCGACUUCAUCCCCAUCCUGAGGCCCUUCCUGAAAGGCUACUUGAACAAGUGCAGGGACCUGCAGAGCAGGAGGCUGGCCUUCUUCAACGACAACUACGUAGAGAAACGAAGAAAACUGAUGGCCGCAAGAGACGGGAAAAAGCUGAGGUGCGCCAUGGACUACAUACUGGAGGCCGAGAUGAACGGAGAAAUCACUUCAGACAACGUGAUCUACAUCGUGGAGAACAUCAACGUUGCAGCCAUAGAGACGACCUUGUGGUCGAUGGAGUGGGCGAUCGCAGAACUGGUGAACCAUCCCAACGCCCAGCAAAGGCUCAGAAAGGAGCUGUGGGAUGUGCUCGGAGAUGAACCCUUGACGGAAACCAACCUACAGAGACUACCGUACCUGCAAGCAGUCGCCAAGGAGACACUCCGGCUGCACUCGCCCAUACCCCUCCUCGUCCCCCACAUGAACCUCGAGGAAGCCAAACUCGGGGGAUACGACAUCCCCAAGAGAACCAAGGUGAUAGUGAACGCGUGGUGGCUGGGGAACAACCCGGAAUGGUGGCACAAGCCCGAGGAGUUCCGGCCGGAGAGGUUCUUGGACGAGGAGAAGGAGGUGGAAGCACUGGUGGGCGGCAAGGUGGACUUCAGAUUCCUCCCCUUCGGCGUCGGCCGGCGAAGCUGCCCCGGGAUCAUACUGGCAUUGCCGCUGCUCUCGCUCAUCGUCGGGAAGCUGGUCAAGGACUUCGAGAUGGUGCCGCCGCCGGGGGUGGACAAGAUCGACGUGACAGAGAAGGGAGGCCAGUUCAGCUUACAGAUCGCCAACCACUCCACCAUCGCCUUCCAUCCGAUCGCACCAUGAGAGGGAGAUGAAGUAGUAUGAAAUGAUGAGAUCAAACGGUGUUUAUUAGUAAUUACACACUGUAAUAAGGAUUGUAUUCUUGUGUUUGUGUGUUUCUUUAUGUAAACUCUUGAUGAGGAUAGUAAUUAUGAUAAGACUCGGUUGACGUCA
Messenger RNA from Musa acuminata AAA Group (dessert banana), 2145 nucleotides. Its product is annotated as cytochrome P450 CYP73A100-like. The record is from RefSeq and is a predicted model, not a curated record. The transcript has 3 exons. The coding region runs from base 427 to 1995 and encodes 522 amino acids. NCBI's taxonomy places the organism in Eukaryota, Viridiplantae, Streptophyta, Magnoliopsida, Zingiberales, Musaceae. Gene Ontology annotation, molecular function: oxidoreductase activity, acting on paired donors, with incorporation or reduction of molecular oxygen; iron ion binding; heme binding.